Penicillium cinerascens is the source of this 1248-nucleotide messenger RNA. RefSeq lists its product as uncharacterized. The coding region runs from base 1 to 1248 and encodes 415 amino acids. NCBI's taxonomy places the organism in Eukaryota, Fungi, Ascomycota, Eurotiomycetes, Eurotiales, Aspergillaceae. The transcript has 2 exons. The record is from RefSeq and is a predicted model, not a curated record.
AUGAGUGAUAUGAGGCUUCGGCCCACCAUUCGGGCCCCAGUGCGAUAUGGUGAGGCUAAACCCGAAGAGCCAGCAGCAUCGGCGUCGCAAAGUAUGCACAUUAUUCGUGAUCUGUCCAGCAGCGGCGGUGAUGAGAAACUGUCAGCGAGCUCUCGCCGGCGGAAGUCACCGGUGUGUCCUCGUACCAAGUCAUACGAUCCCAACCGGCCUCCGAUUCCAUGGUGUACCAGGCCAUACCCCGGCCAGGCUGAGAACGAGGGCUGGACGGAGGCGUACAGCAUCUAUCGCGAAUCACUGUAUCCGCCUGCGUCCCAUGGUGUACCCGAGAGCAGUACCGAAGGCUUCGUCAUAAGCAGGGCCCUGACGAACAAUGGUGAGUUCGAGGAUGUCCCCGAAGAUAACCCAGGAGAUGAGCGCGAUGGAAUUGGCUGGGUACGCAACCCCCGUACGAGCUCCAACCGAUCUACUCGUCUUGAUUCGCGUGUCCUACUCAGUGACCUGAAGCCCUCACUUCAGGUCGAGAUAUUCCACAAUUAUGUGGCGGAGCUUGAUGAACAUUGGUACACGGCGCAGGAAAACCUAGAUAUUACAGGUGACGAGUACCUAAAGCUCGUUGGAUACUCUCAACACUAUAACAAAUCUAUCGACGCUGAAGACCGUACGCUUCAUUGUUUCAGAAAGAAGCAGCGGGAAGUCCUUCGGGAUCACGAGACCGGCGAGUCAAAAGAUUCAGUUGAGGACAGACUCAACAGGCUCGAGAUCUUCAAUUUUAGGAAAAUGAACUGCCAGAGACACAAGUUCCAUGAUGACGAGGUCAUGAUCGCGAACACAACAGAGGUCCUCGAGAGUUAUCGAUUCCUGGACCGACUUGAGCUUCCCCGGAGCCUUGCUGGAACCUGGAGCAACGGCUCGGAGACAGUGUUCCGUGGACAGUACGAUCACCCCACGCCUGAGCCAGAAACGUGGGAAAGAAAGGAAGAUUCUUCGACGCGGCCGCAAUACUUCGCGGACUUUGAUGAGUAUGUCCUUACACACACGGAAUCCGGACCUGGGAAUGCUUUCAUCCAGGGUAUUGGCAACAGUAGCACGACCAAUCCAGUAGCGAUUCUGACCCACGAAGGACAAGGUACCGAAGGAGACACGCCGUUCUGGUUUACUGACCACACACAAGGCUCACAUGCAAACGUUAGCGAUUUGCAGGCCCGUUACCAGUGGCAAUUGACGCAGGCUGGCCUCGAGGGUGGAUAG